AUGUCCAGGAAGGUACCGCCUGUCCCUACACAAGAAGAAAGAAAACCAUACCCUGGUUCCACGGCUAAUUUCGUUAAGCAAAUUUUCUUUUGGUGGCUAUCACCAGUAAUGAAGACUGGGUAUCAAAGGACUUUACAACCAGAUGAUUUAUUUUAUUUAACUGAUGAUAUAAAAGUACAAAAAAUGGCUGAUGAUUUUUACAGGUAUAUGACCCAGGACAUUGAUCGUGCUAGACAAAAGCAUAUUGCUGAAAAGUGUGCCGAGCGAAAUGAAACACCAGAAACGACCUCUGUCGAUCCAGAAGAAGAUUUGAAGGAUUUCCAGUUGAGUAAGUUUUUAACAGUAUGGGCGUUGGCGAAAACUUUUAAAUGGCAAUAUACUUGGGCUUGUGUGUGUUUAGCAUUGAGUAAUGCGGGUCAAACGACCAUGCCAUUAUUAAGUAAAAAAUUGAUUAAAUACGUUGAGUUGAAAGCAUAUGGUUCUGAACCAGGAAUUGGAAAGGGACUUGGGUAUUCUUUUGGAACAACGGCAAUGGUUUUCAUUGUUGGGGUAUUGAUCAAUCAUUUUUUUUACCGGUCAAUGAUUACUGGUGCACAAGCCAAAGCUGUUUUAACAAAAGCACUUUUGGAUAAGUCAUUCAAGCUUAGUGCUGAAGCCAAACACAAAUACUCUGUUGGUAAGAUUACUUCAAUGUUGGGGACAGAUUUAUCAAGAAUAGAUUUCGCAUUGGGGUUCCAACCAUUUCUUAUUGUAUUUCCCAUUCCAAUUGGAAUUGCUAUCGCCAUAUUGGUUGUCAAUAUUGGACCUGCUUCAUUGGUUGGUGUUGGGAUCCUACUUGUGUUUAUGAUUGGUAUUGCUUUUUCUACGGGGAAAUUGUUUGCAUACAGAAAGAAGGCCAAUAAAUUCACCGAUUCAAGGGUAAAUUACAUGAAGGAGGCUUUAAAUAAUCUUAAAGUCAUCAAGUUUUAUUCAUGGGAACCACCAUAUCAUAAGAAUAUUUCAGAUAUUAGAAAGAAAGAAAUGAAGAUCAUCUAUCGUAUGCAAGUGCUUAGAAAUAUUGUCACCUCAUUUGCCAUGUCCUUGACGUUGUUUGCAUCCAUGACAGCAUUCUUGGUGCUUUAUGCUAUUGCCGAUGGUAGAAGGGAUCCAGCGUCAAUUUUUUCAUCACUUUCACUUUACAACACCUUGACACAACAAGUGUUCUUGUUACCAAUGGCUUUAGCCACUGGAGCUGAUGCAUUUAUGGGUAUUUCACGAGUUGGUGAUUUCAUGUCUCAAAGUGAAAUUGACCCAAAAGAGAAUGCCAUUGAAGCCCCACCUGAUGUUGAAGAAUGGAUGGAUAAGGAAUCCUUAUCGAUUGAUGUCGAAAAUGCUUCAUUUGAGUGGGAAGUGUUUGAAGAUGAGGAUGAAAGUGAUGGCAAAAAACCAAAGAAGAAGAAGAACGAUGGAAAGAAGAGAAAAUCAGAAGAGAGCAUCACUUUGGACGUACAAAAUAGUGAAUUGUCAUCUUCCAAAGACCUUGAGGGUAGUUCAUCCACUGACGUUUCUUCAGAAGAGGAUGCACAUUUUGAAGGUUUGCAUAAUAUAGAUUUCAAAAUCAAGAAAGGUGAGUUUGUUGUUAUAACUGGUUUAAUCGGGUCAGGUAAAUCAUCAUUACUAUCAGCCAUGUCUGGGUUUAUGAAACGUACCAGCGGAUCUGUCAAUGUCAAUGGGUCAUUGUUACUUUGUGGAUACCCCUGGGUACAAAACUCAACUGUCAAGGAAAACAUCAUUUUUGGCUCUGAGUUUGACGAAGAAAGGUACAAACGAGUAAUUUAUGCAUGUUCUUUGGAGGCAGAUCUAGAGUUGUUGCCUGCUGGUGAUAGGACCGAGAUUGGGGAGCGUGGUAUCACUUUAUCUGGUGGUCAAAAGGCUAGAAUCAACCUUGCUCGUGCUGUUUAUGCAGACAAGGAUAUAAUCCUCUUGGACGAUGUGUUGAGUGCUGUCGAUGCUCGUGUGGGUAAACAUAUUAUGAACAAUUGUCUUUUGGACUUGUUGAAAGAAAAGACUAGAGUAUUGGCGACGCAUCAAUUGUCAUUGAUUGGUUCUGCGGAUCGGGUCAUUUUCCUAAAUGGAGACGGUACUAUUGAUGUGGGGAAGUUUGAAGAAUUAAAAGAAAAAAACCCUGGGUUUGGUAAAUUGAUGGCUUACAAUAGUGAAUCCAAAGAGGAAGAGAAUGAAGAAGAUUUGGAAGAAUAUGCUGAAGAAGAGUUAAUUGAGGAGGACAAGCGUAACAUUGAACGUCAACUAACUCGUCGUUCUACGCGAACAGUCACCACCGUAGGGGCAUUCCCUGAAGAUGUUGAGGAUGAUGCUGAUGAUGAAGAGGGUCGUCAUCAUGAGUACAACUUGGACGAAGAAGCUGAUGGUAAAUUGAUUGGUGAUGAAGAACGUGCUGUUAAUGCCAUUAGUACCAAAAUUUAUGCCAAAUAUUUUGAACUAGGAUCGGGUAAAUUCACACCGUGGGCAAUGCUUCCAACUUUACUUUUAUUUAUUGUUUUGGCUACAUUCAGUCAAAUUUUCACAAACACUUGGUUAUCAUUUUGGACAGAGUACAAGUUUAAUAGACCAAACAAGUUUUACAUUGGAAUUUACAUUAUGUUUACUUUUUUGUCAUUUAUCUUGUUAACGUGUGAAUUCAUCAUAUUGGUUUACUUCACCAAUACCGCCUCAGUUCAAAUGAAUGUUCUUGCUGUUCAAAAAGUGUUGCAUGCACCAAUGUCAUUCAUGGAUACUACACCAAUGGGUCGUAUUUUGAACCGUUUCACCAAGGAUACCGAUGUUUUGGAUAAUGAAAUUGGUGAUCAGUUGAGAUUUUUCUUGUUUGUGUUUGCCAAUAUUGUUGGGGUGAUUAUAUUGUGUAUCAUUUAUUUGCCAUGGUUUGCUAUUGCUGUUCCGUUUUUGGGUAUGUUGUUUGUUUCCAUUGCUAAUUACUACCAAGCAUCUGCUCGUGAAAUUAAGCGUUUAGAAGCAGUACAGAGAUCAUUGGUGUACAAUAAUUUCAAUGAAACCUUGACUGGUAUGGCAACAAUCAAAGCAUAUAAAGCCACACAGCGAUUUAUCGACAAGAAUAAUUACUUGAUUGAUCGAAUGAAUGAGGCAUACUACAUCACGAUUGCCAAUCAACGUUGGUUGGCUAUUCAUAUGGACUUUGUUGCUACGUUGUUUGCGUUGUUGAUUGCAUUGCUAUGUGUCAAUCGUGUAUUUGAUGUUAGUGCUAGUGCCGUUGGUUUAAUUUUGUCGUAUGUUUUGCAAAUUGCUGGUCAAUUAUCUAUGCUUAUUAGAACAUUUACUCAAGUGGAGAAUGAAAUGAAUUCAGCUGAAAGAUUGAAUUCAUAUGCAACAAACUUGCCAGUAGAAGCACCAUACAUUAUCACAGAGAACACCCCACCACCAAAUUGGCCCAGUGAAGGAAGCAUCACGUUUGAACAUGCAUCGUUAGCUUAUAGACCAGGUUUGCCAUUGGUUUUGAAGGAUUUGAAUUUCACGAUCAAUUCAAUUGAAAAGAUUGGUAUAUGUGGUAGAACUGGUGCAGGUAAAUCAUCAAUCAUGACUGCAUUGUACAGGUUAUCUGAAUUGGACUCAGGAAAGAUUGAGAUUGACGGGAUUGACAUAUCCAAGCUAGGGUUGAAAGAUUUGCGAUCGAAAUUGUCAAUCAUCCCACAAGAUCCAGUUUUAUUUAGAGGUACAAUCAGAACCAACUUGGAUCCAUUUAAUGAGCAUGACGACAAUAAAUUAUGGGAUGCUUUAAGAAGAACAGGGUUAAUUGAAGAGUCAAGAUUGGAAUCUGUCAAGAAGCAAACAAAAGCUAGUGCUAAAACAACGGCAGCAUCCACCACCGGAAGAUCAAACGAAAAGAAUGCAGAAAAAAAACCGGCUACCGCUACUACUACAACUACUCCCGAUUCAUUAGCGUUGCACAAAUUUCACUUGGAUCAAGCAGUAGAAGAUGAAGGUUCGAACUUCUCACUUGGUGAACGACAAUUGAUUGCAUUUGCUCGUGCAUUGGUGCGUGAUUCCAAGAUUCUUAUAUUGGAUGAAGCUACAUCAUCAGUUGAUUAUGAGACCGAUUCCAAGAUUCAAGAAACAAUCAUCCGCGAGUUUAAAGAUUGUACCAUUUUGUGUAUUGCUCAUCGAUUGAAGACGAUUAUCAACUAUGAUCGAAUCUUGGUGUUGGAUAAAGGUGAAGUUAAGGAAUUUGAUACACCUUGGAAUUUGUUUAAUUCAAAGGGAAGUAUUUUCCAACAAAUGUGUGAGCGGUCAAAUGUUACCGAGCAAGAUUUUUCAAACUCGACCAAGUUCUAA
Lodderomyces parapsilosis is the source of this 4344-nucleotide messenger RNA. It is a transcript of the gene YOR1, whose product is annotated as ATP-binding cassette transporter. The transcript has a single exon. Bases 1 to 4344 code for a protein of 1447 amino acids. Gene Ontology annotation, biological process: transmembrane transport. The record is from RefSeq and is a predicted model, not a curated record. Lineage: Eukaryota; Fungi; Ascomycota; Pichiomycetes; Serinales; Debaryomycetaceae. Gene Ontology annotation, molecular function: ATP binding; ATP hydrolysis activity; ABC-type xenobiotic transporter activity. Gene Ontology annotation, cellular component: plasma membrane.